Molecule: messenger RNA, 1563 nt
Organism: Lotus japonicus
Lineage: Eukaryota; Viridiplantae; Streptophyta; Magnoliopsida; Fabales; Fabaceae
Exons: 2
Coding region: 796-1341 (181 amino acids)
Molecular function (GO): DNA binding
Source: RefSeq, a predicted model, not a curated record
UGAAUCAUAUUGAAAUGUUGAAAGUUUAGUUUCACCCCAAAUAUAGCAAAAUUAUGUAGUUCUUAGUUUGAUAGUGGAUCGUUCUUCUUUUCAAAUGUUCUUGUGAUUUUUUUACCUAUGAUUGAAAAAGAUGCAUUAUCCCUAUGUUUAAGUUUAACUGUUUAUUGAUAUGCAACCCCUCCCCCAUCUUUAGACAUUAUGUACUCCUCAAUGAGUUUUAACUGGUUCGUAAAAUGCACUUAAUUAGCUGAGGAUAUUUAUUUGGCCAAAGAAGGAUUUUAAGACUGGGAGUUGUGAAAGUAGUUAAUUUACAAUUGGCAAUAGUUUCACUUUCAGUUCAUGUUAUCUGUGUUUAUGACAUUACCUAAUAGAAUGUUGCUGGUUCUGACAUUAUCAUGGAUCAAAAAAUUGAUCAGUGUUUAUGUGUAAAUAAAAUUGUAUAUUUGACUUAUAAUUCAGGGUUUAUGUUAGAUUUGCUUUUGAAAGAAAGCUCAAAGCUGAAAUAUUGAGAAUCUGCUAUGUUCAUGUUUAUGUUCAGCUUUCCCAUCACUUUUUUCACAUUUUUAGUGACAAGUUUAUAUUGUACUUAGCUUUAUCUUUAUCAUGUAUUGUCUCUUAGUUUACAAAUAAUGUUGCAAUUCAUCUUUGAUGUUGUAUAUUAAGCAAUUUUAUGAUACAUAUAUAGUUACUGAUCAUUCCAUGUUUUUUCUGUAGGAAUCUGUCGUUGUUCCUAAGUGGUUCGUGAGAAAAUUCCCUGAUGUUGGACAGUUGCAGAAUGUCCUUCUCUCGGAUCCAAUGGACAACACGUUUGCAAUUAAGGUCAGAUCAGAAGCCAGUAAAUUGCUUUUUGCGGAAGGUUUCGAAGAUAUCUGCCAAGCACACAACAUUGCUGAUAUUGUUCGUGUCCAUUAUACGUAUACUGGGACUGGCCAUUUCAAUAUUAGGAUAUUUUAUGACGAGGUCACGGAGGUUAAUUAUCAAGUGCUAGAGGAUCCUGUUGAUGAUGAUGAUGAGGAUUUUGCAGAUCAUGAUGAUGGGUAUUUUGCGUGGUUGAAUGUGCUCACCAAACCGAUGGUCACUGACGGUCAAGUGUUGAGCAUCCCUGCAAAAUAUGUGAAUACCAAGCUCAAACACCAUCCAUCAUCACUGAAUAUCAUAUUACCUGAUGAGUCCGUGGAGCGAUGGGUUCUGAAAUGGGCCACAGAGAGGCCAUGGCAAUGUGUGUUCGGGGUUGGUUGGUAUGAUUUUGCUACGAACCAACGUCUCCGUGCUCGUGACCAGUUAGUAUUCUAUAAGAUGCCUCAAGCCGACACCUACAAGGUUGUCAUUAUCCGCCACUAAUUUGGGAGCUGCUGAAGUUUGGUCUUUGGAUUUGGGAAGGAACUUUGGAUUUUGUAAUGGGUUUAUCUUUGAAUUGGUGGUGUUAUCUCUAGACUUUAUGUGUCUAUUAGUAUUAGUAAUUAUAUUGGCUGCAUUAGUAGUUAAAUUUGCUAUGUAUGGAGUGUUUAAUUAUAUGUUUGUGUUGUUAAUUUUGCUGAACUUGAGUUGAUAAGUUGUCAUGUA